AGCGUUUUUACAAUUACAAUAACAGGGUCUCUCUCAAAUUUAGGGUUUAUAUAUACGCUGUCUUUCUCUCACCCCAAGAUUUCACAAUAUAUUCUCUCUAUCUUUCUAUCGCAAUCAGUAUUUUUCAAAUCCAGUUUUUUUUGGUUUAAUUUCAAAAGGUUUUUGCUGAUUCUUCGCUUUGUUCUGGAAAAAUAUGGCUUUGGGAAAGAGAAACGGUGCACUGAAAUCGAUGCGCGGCGCAGUGAGUGAGGAGGUAUUUGAGAACGGAUUGGUGAAGUACACGCGAGGAUUCGGGAGGAAGAGAGUAGCGAUUACUAAUGAUGUUGAAGCACAAUCGAUGGAUUCGUCUCCCAGAACUCCAUUGAAGAGGCAAUGCAGUCAGAGAAUGGAUGUAGGCUUCGAAAAGUCUGCUCUUGAAACAUUACCUCAAGAUAUCCUGAUUAGGGUUCUCUGUGGUGUGGAACAUGAAGAUUUGAAGCAGCUUUUUCACGUAUCUAAAUCAAUCAGAGAAGCUGCUUUGAUUGCAAGGCAAUGGCAUUUCGCUUAUAGUACACCAAGGAAGACUCGUGCCUUCCGAAAUUCAGUCGAUUUGGAUGAGAAUCUGAGCGAAUUGGAUGACACUGAAGCUCCGAAUGCUCCAAAGCAAUCCCGGCGUUAUAGAUCAAAAAUUAGCGAGGAGAGUUUGGCUGACAUCUCAGUGGCCUUGUUUGCUUCUCCAAGGAAGGAGUUAUUUAUGUAAAUAGAUUACAUUUGUUGUGUGUACAUGACAUUGGAUAUGGAAGGCCAAGUUUCUUCAACACUUGCAUUGAAGAUGGGUCAUGGGGGUCCGUUCUGGUUUUGGAAUCAGUAUUAUUGUACAUUUGUUAGGGAAAUAUUCACACGAUUAUUGUUUUGAGGGGGCGAUCUUGGCCCUUCUGGUCUGAUAAAGAUGAGAAAUUGAGAAUGUAGAUUUCUUUCUGCCUACUCUUUCUGUGCAAUAAAAUGAAGAUUUUGUUACCAUUUUUCC
This is a messenger RNA of Tripterygium wilfordii, 1006 nucleotides long. Its product is annotated as F-box protein SKIP27-like. The coding region runs from base 194 to 739 and encodes 181 amino acids. NCBI's taxonomy places the organism in Eukaryota, Viridiplantae, Streptophyta, Magnoliopsida, Celastrales, Celastraceae. The transcript is spliced from 4 exons. Gene Ontology annotation, molecular function: protein binding. The record is from RefSeq and is a predicted model, not a curated record.